CCAGCAUGCUUGCUGGGAGUUCUUGAUGUCUUUGUCAUCUGCAUGCAGUCAUAGUCAGUGCAUGAAGUGGCCGUGGUGCGGAGAAGAUCGUCCUAUCUUUCUGCCUUGAAUUAAUUGAAAAAAAAACAAAAAAAAAAAACUUAAACUUAACUUACUUAAAAGAGCCGGCAAAAUGAACCGGCUCUUUGAACCGGCUCGUUCUGGAACCACACAUCACUACAACAGGAGGGAGACACUACUCGAGAGGAGACACUUCAUGGAGACACUUCAUGGAGACACUUCAUGGAGACACUUCAUGGAGACAUUUCGACUCAAGUCCUGUCAACUCAACCAUUAAAGAUUUACCACAGUCAGUAAAGAUGGAUGGACUUCUGCUGUGACAGCUGAAGCUACAAGCUGUUUUAAAAAGCUCCUUGAUCCUCGGUGGCAGCAACUGAUAUAAAUAUAAUGGCGGAAGCUGCGAGACCCUCAGCAGUAUCAUCUGGUGUAGCUACCAUGGCAGAAGAGAAACAGCAUCCUUCACUGAUCCAGAGAGUGGAAACGAUGGCGUCUGUUAUAGAGCUGCUUUUGGAAACACUGGAAGAUUUGAGUAACAAGGAGCUCCGGAGGUUCAAGGAGACCCUGAGUAAAACUCACUUUGACAGACGUUCAAAAAACCUGCGGUGGCAGCUGGAGAUGAAAGACAUGCAGAACACAGUGUUUUUAAUGGUGCUGACCGACGGCCAACAGUCUGUGGAGAAGACCAAGGAGGUUUUAAAGACGAUGAAGAGGCCUGAUCUGGUGCAGAGGUUGUCAGACAGCAGCUCAGGACCCAAAAAAAAACACUCUGUGGAUGAACACCUGUCUGCACUGAUCCACAAAGUGGCAACAAUGAGGGCCGUUAAAGAGCUGCUUAUGGAAACACUCAAUGAUUUGAGCUCCGAGGAGUUAACGCAAUUCAGGUGGUUGCUGUAUUUCACGUUCUUCCAGAGGAACCUUCCAUUCAUCUCAUGGAGUCAACUGCUGAAGUCAACCCGGACAGACCUGGUUAAGAUGAUGGUGCAGAAGAUGAUGGAGAUGUACGGUCAUCAGUCUGUGGAGGUGACUGAGGAGAUUUUCAUGGACAUGAACAGGACUGAUCUGGUGCAGAGGCUGUCAGAGAUCAGCUCAGGACCCAAAGAGAAACACUGUGUGGAUGAACAUUGGCCUGCACUGACCCAGGAGGUGGAAACGAUGGCGUCUGUUAUAGAGCUGCUUUUGGAAACACUGAAAGAUUUGAGUGACGAGGAGCUCGAGAGGUUCAAGGUGGUUCUGAGAAAAACUGACUUUCCCAGACGUUACAUCCCGUGGUGGCAGCUGGAGAUAACAGACAUGCAGGACGUAGUGUUCUUAAUGGUGCUGACCGACGGCCAACAGUCUGUGGAGAGGACCAAGGAGAUUUUAAAGACGAUGAAGAGGACUGAUCUGGUGCAGAGGUUGUCAGACAGCAGCUCAGGACCCAAAAAGAAACACUCAGAUGAACACCGACCUGCACUGAUCCAGAAAGUCGCAACAAUAGCAGCUGUUAAAAAUCUGCUCUUGAAAACUCUAAAACAUUUGAGCAACGAGGAGAUCAAGAAAUUCAACGAGUUCCUGCAGUCGAUUGUUUCACAGAAGAACCUCAGAGACAUCUCAUUGACGUUCAGACUCACAUCAGACAGAGCAGCCAUGGUGGAUCAGCUGGUGCAGACCUACGGCCAGCAGUCUGUGGAGUUAACCGGGGAGGUUUUACAGAAAAUGAACAAGACUGAUCUGAUGCAGAUGUUGUCAAAGCCCAGCUCAGGACUCAAAGAGAAACAGUCUGUGGAUGAACAUCAACCUGCAGUGUCAGAGACACACGAUUACAGAAAAACUGGCCCGAUUUUCAUGAAACUUGGUAAACUGUCGUGGUAUCGGCCAAAAACUCAGGAAAAGGCAUUAUCUGCAGAGGUUGUGACUACACCAUCAGCGUUGACGGUGGUAACAGAAGCUGUGAAACAGAUUCUUUUAGAAACACUGAAGGAUUUCAGUAACGAGGAGCUCAAGAAAUUCAAGCGGUUGCUGCAGUUCACGUUCUUCAAGAAGAGCCUCCCAUACUUCCCAUUUGAAGUACUGAAUUUGGCAAACAGUGCAAACGCACUGAUGGAUCUGAUGGUGAAGACCUGCGGCCAGCAGUCUGUGGAGGUGACCUGGGAGGUUUUAAUGGACAUGAACAGGACUGAUCUGGUGGAGAGGUUGUCAGAGAUCAGCUCAGGACUCAAAGAGAAACAUCCGUCUAAACCGAUCCAGAAAGAAGGAACCAUGACACCAGUUCAGGAGAAGCUUUUGGAAACACUGAAAGAUUUAAGUGACGGGGAGCUCGAGAAAUUCAAGCGUGUCCUGCAGUACAUUAAAAUGGAGAAAAGCCUCCCAAUAAUCCCAAGACGGAGAAUGGAGAUGGCAGACAGAGUUGGAAUAGUGGAGCUGAUGGUGCAGACCUACGGCCAGCAGUCUGUGGAGGUGACCAGGGAGGUUUUUAAGAAGAUUGACAGGAGAGAUCUGGUAGAGAGGUUGUCAGACAUCAGCUCAGGAUCCAAAGAGAAACAGCAUCCUUCACUGAUCCAGAGAGUGGAAACGAUGGCGUCUGUUGUAGAGCUGCUUUUGGAAACACUGAAAGAUUUGAGUGACAAGGAGCUCGAGAUGUUCAAGGAUGCCCUGAGACAAACUUACUUUGCUAAACGUUACAUCCUGCGGAGGCAGCUGGAUAUGAAAGACAUGCAGGACACAGUGUUUUCAAUGGUGCUGACCGACGGCCAACAGUCUGUGGAGAAGACCAAGGAGGUUUUAAAGACGAUGAAGAGGCCUGAUCUGGUGCGGAGGUUGUCAGACAGCAGCUCAGGACCCACAAAAAAACACUCUGUGGAUGAACACCUGUCUGCACUGAUCCACAAAGUGGCAACAAUGACGGCCGUUAAAGAGCUGCUUAUGGAAACACUCAAUGAUUUGAGCAUCGAGGAGUUACAGAAAUUCAAGUGGUUGCUGCAGUUCACGUUCUUCCAGAGGAACCUUCCACUCACGUCAUGGAGUCAACUGCUGGAGUCAACCCAGGCAUACCUGGUGGAGAUGAUGGCGGAGAUGAUGGUGGAGAUGUACGGUCAUCAGUCUGUGGAGGUGACUGAGGAGAUUUUCAUGGACAUGAACAGAACUGAUCUGGUGCAGAGGCUGUCAGAGAUCAGCUCAGGACCCAAAGAGAAACACUGUGUGGAUGAACAUUGGCCUGCACUGACCCAGGAGGUGGAAACGAUGGCGUCUGUUAUAGAGCUGCUUUUGGAAACACUGGAAGAUUUGAGUGACGAGGAGCUCGAGAGGUUCAAGGUGGUUCUGAGAGAAACUUACUUUGUCAGACGUUACAUCCCGUGGUGGCAUCUGGAGAUAAAAGACAUGCAGGACACAGUGUUUUUAAUGGUGCGGACCGAAGGCCAACGGUCUGUGGAGAAGACCAAGGAGGUUUUAAAGACGAUGAAGAGGACUGAUCUGGUGCAGAGGUUGUCAGACAGCAGCUCAGGACCCAAAAAGAAACACUCAGAUGAACACCGACCUGCACUGAUCCAGAAAGUCGCAACAAUAGCAGCUGUUAGAUAUCUGCUCUUGAAAACUCUGAAACAUUUGAGUUAUGAGGAGAUCUGGAAAUUCAACGAGUUCCUGCAGUCGAUUGUUUCACAGAAGAACCUCCCAGACAUCUCAUCGAUGUUCAGUUUCACAUCAGACAGAGCAGAAACAGUGGAUCAGCUGGUGCAGACCUACGGCCAGCAGUCUGUGGAGUUAACCAGGGAGGUUUUACAGAAAAUGAACAAGACUGAUCUGAUGCAGAUGUUGUCAAAGCCCAGCUCAGGACUCAAAGAGAAACAGUCUGUGGAUGAACAUCAACCUGCAGUGUCAGAGCGACACGAUUACAGAAAAACUGGCCGGAUUUUCAUGAAACUUGGUAAACUGUUGUGGUAUGGGCCAAAAACUCAGGAAAAGGCAUUAUCUGCAGAGGUUGUGACUACACCAUCAGCGUUGACGGUGGUAACAGAAGCUGUGAAACAGAUUCUUUUAGAAACACUGAAGGAUUUGAGUAACGAGGAGCUCAAGAAAUUCAAGCGGAUGCUGCAGUUCACGUUCUUCAAGAAGAGCCUCCCAUACAUCCAAUGGGAUGUACUGUAUGUUGCAGACAGUGCAGAUAAACUGGUGGAUUAUAUGGUGAAGACCUACGGCCAGCAGUCUGUGGAGACGACCAGGGAGGUUUUAAUGGAGAUGAACAGGACUGAUCUGGUAGAGAGGUUGUCAGAGACCAGCUCAGGACUCAAAGGGCCUUCAAGAAGCUUGGAGCCUGAGGCUGGUGGAAGCGUUAUGCAGGACUCCAGUGACUGGACUAAACUUGAACCUGAAGUGAACAGUCCAGAUGCAGACGAAUCUCCAACUUACAGCCUACAGUCUGAAGCAGGAAACUUUGAAUGUGGUGUGUCUGGCUUGCGCUGGGUCUGUAAGCAGAAGGUCAGCUUUAAGUACCAGUUCUGCUCUUGGGAGGAACCUAUGCAGAGGAUGGAAAGCAUCCAAUACAUGGCUGCAGGUCCCCUAAUAGACAUCAAAGUCAUUGCUGGGAAGUUAGAUGAGGUGUACCUGCCACACUGGAUCUGCAUACAUGACAACCCUACACUAUUAGACAAGUUUGCAGUCCUACACAUAGAUGACUGUGGAGAUGUUGUGGAAAAAGUGUCUGAAGUCACAUCGUCCCAUGUCAAGCUGUCUGAACCAGUUUUCUCUCUAAAAGCGGUCCUGGUGGAAGUCGGCAUUUGGAAAAUAAACUGCAACGUGUUAAUAUACAAGUCCGACACAGCGUUCCUCACACUCCAUGUUUAUGUGAUCCCACGUGAUCCUGGACUAGAACAGGAAAUGGACGAGAGGAAAUUAUCCAAUGGAUACAAAGUCAUCCAUAAGCCACAUCCAGAGAAGUCCCUGAGAAUGCGCGAUCGUUUCAUCUUAACAGCAGAUUCGGACGAUGCAGAAAUUAUUCCUGAAAAUUUAAAGCUCAGAUAUGAAAGCAGAAUCCCAAAUUUCUUUGAAGUGUACAUUGAAAAUCCAGACAGCAACUUUGUGCUCGAGCUCAAACAAAAAGACGAGCCUCAACCAGUGUGGACCCGUACAAUUCGAAAAGAUGAAUACCAAAGCACCGUCGGUCCUACACAAGGGGAGCACUUUGUGGAUAAACACCGGCGUGCUCUGAUCAAGAGAGUGAACAACAUAAAUCCAAUCUUGGAUCAUCUCCAGGCAGAAGGUGUAAUCUCACAAGAAGAUUAUGACACAAUCUGUGCCAUUCCGAUCACUCAGGAUAAGAUGAGGAGACUCUAUAGUGGUCCUCUGAAGGCUGCUGGACGUGACGGCAAAGACGUCUUCUACGAAAUCCUUGAGGAGAACGAGUCAUAUCUUGUUGCUGAUCUCAAGAGGAAGGAGUCAUAAAUACUGUGACCAUGGCUUAAAUUAGCAUUUUUGACCAAACAUAGACUCGCUGUUAACAAGCAUUCCUGAUUCUUGCAAAGAGUCCCUCUAACAGAACCAUUUUAUAGCAUGCAUUUAUGAAAAUAUUCAUCCUGGUGCUACAGUAUAUCUAUCUGGUGCUUUUUGUAUUUUUUCUUAAACUUGUCUUAUCCAUUUUUUGAUAAUGUAAAAUGAAUCAAAUAAGGUUGCUCAAAAAUGUUAUCUAGGAAAAAGAUGUAUCUAUAUUUUUAAUUAUUUUAUGUAUAUUUUUAAAAUUCAAAUGUAAAUGACAAUUCAGGUUUUAACUUUGUCUGCAGACACAGAACAGUUUGAUUGAGUGAUUGUGUUUUCUAUUUCUGCCUUCAGACUGUGGAGCAGUUUCUCUGAUUUAUAAUAAAUAUAAUUAUGACUAUGCAAAAAAAUGUUUUUACAUAUUGUCUAAUUUUGUUUAUAGAUUAUUUUGCUUUUCAAUAAAUAAAUUGCUGCCUUCUAAACAUAUAGCCUACAUUAAAAGUACCGUUCAUUGACUAACACCAAAUACAACAAGCUAUCGAUAGGCCUGUUCAAAGGCACAUUAGCUUACUGUUUAAUGUUAGCUUUAAGUUGGAUACUACUCUAUAUUUGUCCACAAAUUACUAAAGUUAAAAUGUAUAAUAAUAUAAUAUAUAAUAUCUGAACACACCGACCACAUCUGACUGAAGACCAGCACCGGCUGCAAUACUGGAAACAAAGAGAGACUGAAUUAAAAACCUAUACUAUGUCAAAUAAAGCCUAAAAAUAACAACAGUACGAUGAAUAAGACAACAAUUACCUGUAUUAAAACAAGCAUUGCUAAAAUAUACAGUCACAUAUUGUCAACAACACAACAAAUUGGUUAAGGUAAACAUGGAUAGUUACAUACUUUGCACCAUAAUUACUUGUUUUCUAAGGUUCUCUUCCCACAAUAAAAGUUAUGGCAGACCUACUUAAUGAUUUUAAAAGUGCAAUACCCCAGGGGAUUACAAGUAGGCUCCCCAUGA
Molecule: messenger RNA, 6512 nt
Organism: Sebastes umbrosus (honeycomb rockfish)
Lineage: Eukaryota; Metazoa; Chordata; Actinopteri; Perciformes; Sebastidae
Exons: 35
Coding region: 448-5475 (1675 amino acids)
Biological process (GO): inflammatory response; regulation of apoptotic process; innate immune response
Cellular component (GO): cytoplasm
Molecular function (GO): protein binding
Source: RefSeq, a predicted model, not a curated record